AUGUUGAGAUUAUUAGCUCGACAGAGCACUCGGCAAAUCAAAAGGUGCAAGGCGCUACCUUCAGUUGCUAUUCGACGUAAGCAUAUACCAUCCAUACCAAAGACGCCUGCAAUCCAAAGUAGCAGCCAGGGUAAAUCAAAUGGCUUUGAUUCUACUAUUGUAUUGAACACCGAGCAGCGACUGAUGGAACUCCCCAAGAUAAGCCUGGGUGAUUAUGUAGAAGCAUUCAGAAACGGGCAGUAUAGUGGCAUGGUGGUUGGUCAAAAGGGGACCAGUGGUGGUUUACAGCAAUUGACACUCUUACUCCGCAAUGGCAAAACGACCAUUGUUCGAAGUGAUAGUGUAGCAUUCUGUUUCAAGGGAUUCGCUGCCAGUCAACAAGUAUCGCAAACCGUUACAGAACCUACGAAUUGGAAAGAUGUGGAUGCGAAUGGACUAUUACAGAACAUUCCUUCAGCUUACAGUCGAGCCAUUCAGCAUUAUCAGCGAACAUUAACCAUGUCAAAGGGUGCUAGCCAUCAAGGAUUGACGCAGCUGCACAAGCUCUUUUCAAAAGUCGACACACAAACAGAAGCUUCUUUGGAUCAAUUAGCAACUGCUGCCUUCAAAUCACCAAACAAACCGACAGAACUGCAACGCCAUGUCACUUUCUUGCAUUUGGUGUCUGACAAUAUACAUUUCAUUCCUUCAAGAGAUGUGCUUGGAUCAAACAAUUGGACGCUUCGAUCAGAGACCGAGUGCGAUAGAUUGACGCGCAUCAUUGAUUCCAUCCGAAGUCGAGAUGCGUCGUAUACAGGUUUCUUGUCUCGUAUCAAGACACUCGUGACAUUCUACCAGACGCAUGCAGACCCUGUGCUGGGUACGUUUUCGAGGACAGCGCUUGAAUUAGCACCCGCAGUAACCAGCACAUUGACCGAGUCAGACAAGGAGUUUGUUAAUUUCAUAUUGGAUUGGGUCAAAUCACCCAAAGUCAUUGUGGAUUCGCCGUACGAAGUCUUUGUGCCCAACAUUCUGAAAGCACUGAAAUGCUAUGAUCAGCUGUUUUAUGACAGACCUCUGGCCAUUCAGUUUCUCAAGGAAGUUGGCAUGUUUACACCAUGGGACAAUGUGGGGUUACUGGAAGAUGCAAAGAAAGCAGAAGAGUUUUUCUGGUCCAAGCAGUCGCAAGAGAGCAAUGAAAAGAUGGAGGCUUAUACAACAGCGUUUUUGACUGAUCACAACAUGGGUACGCAAGACAGAUACGCAUCCAUUCGCCAUGAUUUUGGAAACUUGGCAGUGUACACCAUUGACGAUCCAUCUGCUAAAGAAAUUGACGACGGUAUUUCCAUUGAACAUGUUCCAGGGGACAACUCAGCUUGGCUCCAUAUGCAUAUUGCAGAUCCCACAACCUAUAUCCAGCCCACAGAUGAACUGGCACAUCUGACACAACAAAAGGCGCAAACACUGUACCUACCAGAACGUCAUUUCCCUAUGCUGCCUGAAGAAUUAUCAUCCAAAAAGUUCAGUUUAGGUUCGACAGCACACACAAACAAGAACGGGUCUCAGUAUGCAUUGACGUUCAGUACACGCAUCGACAUGAAGGGUAACUUGCUGGAUUACAAGGUGCGACCCAGUCUAGUGAAGAACGUAAUCAAGGUCUAUUACGACGACUUGGACGACAUGUUGAAGCCUGCAGCCACCAUCACCUAUGAUCCCCUGGUCGAUUUGACCAAGAGUUUCUCGCAUCCUUCCAGCGAUGCCUUUGCGUUCAAGGACAACCAAGAGCAAACAAGAAAACCAACUGUACCUGAAAACGCCAAAAAGGAUUUAUUUGAUAUAUUUCAAAUGGCACAAAAACACAGCGUCAACCGAGUGGCUAACGGCGCCAUCAACUUUACAAAGCCUUCUCCCGUGAUUGAAAUACUGCCACAACCGCUUGAUUUACCUCGCAUUCAAUUCAAAUCACCCAUUUAUGCCUCUCAUUUGCCUGCUGUGCGGGUCACUUUGGAUAAAUCAGCCUUUUCGCCAGCUCGAAAGAUGGUGGCAGAGACCAUGAUUAUAGGUGGUCGUAUUGCUAGUCAAUUUGCACAUGCUCACAAUAUCCCACUUCCAUUUCGUGUGCAGGUGUGGAACCCUGAUGCAUCCAAUGCACAAUGCCGUUUAAGAGAAGAACUACUAGCCAGUCGAGAUCCUAUUUCUGGUAUGAUUGGAACACAGGAUAUGGCCAAGUACAUGUCCAUUUUGCCUCCUAGUACGGUCACUACACAAUCCAAUCAACCACACGUUAUCAUGGGCAUCCAGGAUGGCUACACACGAGCGACAUCACCUUUGCGUCGAUACAUGGAUAUGGUUGUGCAUUGGCAGUUGAAAUCUCACUUGUUGGGCGAGCCAUUACCGUUCUCCAGCAGCCAUUUGCAAGCCUUGUCAUCACGCAUUAUGAACAGAGAAAAGCAGCUUAGUUUGCUGCAGCAGAGAGGCAUUCAAUUCUGGGUGCUUAGUUUGUUGGAUCGUAUGCGCGUGGAUGGAUUUACCGAUCGUAUGGAGUGGAACUGCAUUGUGAAUAUGCCUAAUCGCAAUGCCUCUACUGAGUUGGGAGGCACCAUGGAUGUGGCGACUGGUACAUUACUGGAACUGGGAAUUCGUGGCCGUAUAGAUAGAUUAGAGAGAAAUUUAGAAGUGGGAGAGGUUGUUAAAGUUCGUAUAUCUAGCUUAGAACCUGUAUCAGGUAGAAUCAAUUUUGAAAUGAUCUAA
Molecule: messenger RNA, 2730 nt
Organism: Mucor velutinosus
Lineage: Eukaryota; Fungi; Mucoromycota; Mucoromycetes; Mucorales; Mucoraceae
Exons: 2
Coding region: 1-2730 (909 amino acids)
Molecular function (GO): 3'-5'-RNA exonuclease activity; RNA binding
Source: RefSeq, a predicted model, not a curated record